This is a messenger RNA of Rana temporaria (common frog), 4951 nucleotides long. Its product is annotated as hemicentin-1-like. The transcript has 12 exons. The record is from RefSeq and is a predicted model, not a curated record. NCBI's taxonomy places the organism in Eukaryota, Metazoa, Chordata, Amphibia, Anura, Ranidae. Bases 117 to 3332 code for a protein of 1071 amino acids.
CUCCGGAUGGUGGGGGUUAUUCUUCUCUCCAGGAAGUUUAAACUGAAAGUAAUUUUUCUCUCCCGAUGAGGAACCUCGGCCAUGUUCUGUAGGGUGGAACCCGAAUUCUGGAGACGAUGAGACCCCCAAAUAUCCUCUACAUACUCCUCCCCCUCCUCACUGUCACAGGGGCUCUGAGGGUCACAAUGAGGACGUCAGUUAUGUCAGCACUGAGGGGGGAGGAUGUCUCCAUUCGCUGUGAUUUAUCUGAUCUGAAUAUUGGGAAAGCCAUUUCUGUCCUUUGGGGGAUGACAUUGGAGAACGGCACGGAGCACAAGGUUUAUGAACUUAUCGAUGGAAAGGAGACGUCAUACAGACGGGGAUCUUAUAUGAAGCGGAUGGAGAUCCUGAAUGGAAACGCCGAGCUGCACCUCCCCCGGGUCCAGUUCUCGGAUGAGGGGGUAUAUAACUGUUCAGUGUUUAACACUCCAGAUUUUGCAGAGGGCAGAGUUACUCUUCAGGUGUCAGUGCCUCCAUCGGCUGAUGUGACACCGACAGAUACAACCAUAGAGCUGGGGGCGGAGAAGACGGUGACGUGUGACGUUCAUAACUUUUACCCAAAAGAUAUUUCCAUACGAUGGGGUCAAUAUCGUAAGGGUUCUUCUGACUGUGAGACCCUGGAUAUCUGGACCUGUGUGAAGAAUGUGCGUGAGAAUUCAGACGGGACGUACAAUGUGACAAGUCUACUGACCCUGAACCCCAAGAUGGAGGACAACGGGAACAUCUAUUCCUGUAUUAUCAGUCACCGAUCUCUGCUGCAGACUGAACUGUCCAGGAAUCUCACCCUCACAGUGACAGAGAGAAAAGAUAACUCCGGAGCCGUUAUCACCGCCGUGCUCGUCCCCUUUCUGGGCGUGUUAUUUCUGGGUGUAUUGGGUUUCCUCUACUUCAGAUUUAUAAAGAAAGAUCCUCCCACUCUCUCGGAGAUUACCGGGAACGAUGAUCUGAUUGACAUGAACAGGACGACUCUGACUUGUCAGAUUAUGGACUUCAGACCCAACGACAUAGAUAUCUCUGUGUGUAUGAGAAGAUCCGGGGAGGAGAUGAGGACCAUCUACACCUGGAAGUCUGGAGGUCUCCUCACUCCGGUCAGGAUAAGUAAAGAUAGUGGAGGAGGGGAUGAAGAUGUAGAUAUGGAGGAGGGGAGACAACUGAUGAAUGGAUCUGCAGGACACGAGGAUAGGCUUCUACAGCUGGAGAUGACUCCUCUUAUCAGAAGGAAGAAGUUUGGUGCAUUCCUCUGUCAGUGUUCUCUCCAGAUAACUCCCAGCUAUGGCCUGGAUAAUGGAGCGGAAUUAUCUGUCCAUGUAAAACACCCGGCACUGACCUCUCCGGUCUCGGUACGCAGAAUACUCAACGUCAUUGGAGUUUCUCCCAAGUUGUUGUCCAUCAUGAGCCCGGACCGUGUCACCCAUGAGGAGCGGCUGACUCUCACCUGUCCCAUAAAUGGGUUUAAACCGCGAGAUUUGUCCAUCACCUGGCUGAGGAGGGAGAACAACCAAGAGACUGAACUGCUAACAUGGAAUUCUGGGAGUGACUCCAAUCACAGGGAGAAAUAUUCCCAUAGAGUGAUACAAAAUGAGCAUGAAGAAGAUAAUUCCUUCAGCUAUAUAAGUGCUCUGAUCCUGAAACCGACUAUAAGAGAAGAUGAUGGAGUGACAUAUAUCUGUAGAACCUUUCACCCUGCUACAAAUCACCGGGAGGACAGAGAGCAGAUCCUGAGUGUGACCGCGGUUCCCAUGCUGGACCCCAUAGUGAAGGGUCAGGAAGUUGUUUGUGUCGGUGAGAAGUUGGAUCUCUCCUGUAGGAUUCAUUCAUUUUACCCGUCAGACAUACAAGUCACAUGGUACGCGGGAGAUGACAUCAUAACAUCCUCACACACCACUGACCCCCUCCAGGAUAAUGAUAGAAUGUAUCAUGUGACCAGCACUUCCUGUUACAUCCCAACAAUGAGGGAUCUGGGGAAGAAUUUCCGAUGUCAGGUUCAGCAUGACAGCCUAUCGAGACCAAAACACAUCACCUGGACACUGGGAGAAAUAUUAUCUCCGCCCACUCUGGGGGAAAUCCAGUGUGACCCCGCCCAGCCCCAACGUGGACAGCCGGUGACAUUUUCCUGUACGAUCGAUGGCAUGUACCCUGGGGGUCCCGGCAUUCAGUGGGCAUCAAGUGCAAGAGAAUUGCCUAAAGAGGAUUGGACAGAGAACAUCCAACACAAUCCGGAAUCCGGGAUCUUCUCCGGAACCACAGAGCUGACACUCACUCCCGACACUGAAGAUCAUAACUCUGAAAUCAGCCUGGAUGUCAUUCAUUGCGGGACACAUUUUACUAAGAUGAGAAUCAUCCUUUUGAAAGGUCACCUCGUGGUCGGUGAGAUCUCCAGUGAUCCCAGGAAUCCCGAUUAUGGACGUCCUGUGACUCUGCGCUGUGAUGUGAUUGGCUGUAAUCCUGGAGACACCCCUGAGGUCACCUGGUCAGGUGCUGGAAGAGAUCUGGGGAAAGGAGAGACCCGAGGCAGCGGAGACGUUCUCUCCUGUUCUCUGACUAUAACACCUACAGCUCUGGAUUAUGGGAAGGUCUAUACCUGCAGGGUGACACUAGGAAAGAUGCAGCCAAUCACAACGAAGAGCUGCUUGCGGCUUCCAGAGAGACCGCCCACAUUAUCCGACAUUGUUGUCCAUCCAAUGAGAGUGACAGCCAAUCAGGAAGCCUCAUUCACAGUAACAAUAUCCGGAUACUCGCCCCGAGAUCUACAAAUAAAAUGGUAUAAGGAGUUCAGCAUGUUCCCCCAAACUGAGGUGACGAUAUCAGAUCCAGAGAUCGGAUUGGACGGUCUGUAUAAAUCUUCCAGCACAGUGAUCUUCACCCCGAAGACGAGUGAUCAUAAUACGACCCUCCGGUGUGAGGUGACCCACAGUCAGUCCAAGACCAUCCGAGAGAAGCGAUAUACUCUGCACCUGACAGGAGAUUCCAAGACGGCGGAAGCAACAAAAACCGGACCGGAGAAGAAGUUCCAAAUACGGGAAAUGAAAUGUGUGACGGAGCGCCCCCGGGUGGGUGAGGAGGUGACUCUUGUGGCGUACAUUGAAGAAUGUUCGGCAGACGGUGCGGAGUUCACCUGGUCUACAGGAAUGUUUCCUAUUGAUGAAGUGAUGGAGAACAGACAGGACGGCACCGACUGUACAUCCACCAUCACCUUCACACCGGAGGAUGAAGACAAAGACCGUCCAAUCAAAUUGGAGGUGUUUUAUAAUUAUCGGACUGUAGAGGAUUUCUUCACACUGCCACUGGUGUGAGGAGGAGAUCGGAGGAGGGUCUCAUAUCUUCUCAUUAAUGGCGGUCAUCUGACUAUAUGAGGAGGAGAUCGGAGGAGGGACUCAUAUCUUCCUAUUAAUGGCGGUCAUCUGACCAUAUGAGGAGGAGAUCGGAGGAGGGUCUUAUAUCUUCUCAUUAAUGGCGGUCAUCUGACCAUAUGAGGAGGAGAUCGGAGGAGGGACUCAUAUCCUUCUAUUAAUGGCGGUCAUCUGACCAUAUGAGGAGGAGAUCGGAGGAGGGACUCAUAUCUUCUCAUUAAUGGCGGUCAUCUGACCAUAUGUGGAGGAGAUCGGAGGAGGGACUCGUAUCUUCUCAUUAAUGGCGGUCAUCUGACCAUAUGAGGAGGAGAUCGGAGGAGGGACUCGUAUCUUCUCAUUAAUGGCGGUCAUCUGACCAUAUGAGGAGGAGAUUGGAGGAGGGACUCAUAUCUUCUCAUUAAUGGCGGUCAUCUGACCAUAUGAGGAGGAGAUCGGAGGAGGGUCUUAUAUCUUCUCAUUAAUGGCGGUCAUCUGACCAUAUGAGGAGGAGAUCGGAGGAGGGACUCGUAUCUUCUCAUUAAUGGCGGUCAUCUGACCAUAUGAGGAGGAGAUUGGAGGAGGGACUCGUAUCUUCUCAUUAAUGGCGGUCAUCUGACCAUAUGAGGAGGAGAUCGGAGGAGGGACUCGUAUCUUCUCAUUAAUGGCGGUCAUCUGACCAUAUGAGGAGGAGAUUGGAGGAGGGACUCAUAUCUUCUCAUUAAUGGCGGUCAUCUGACCAUAUGAGGAGGAGAUCGGAGGAGGGUCUUAUAUCUUCUCAUUAAUGGCGGUCAUCUGACCAUAUGAGGAGGAGAUCGGAGGAGGGACUCAUAUCUUCUCAUUAAUGGCGGUCAUCUGACCAUAUGAGGAGGAGAUCGGAGGAGGGUCUUAUAUCUUCUCAUUAAUGGCGGUCAUCUGACCAUAUGAGGAGGAGAUCGGAGGAGGGACUCGUAUCUUCUCAUUAAUGGCGGUCAUCUGACCAUAUGAGGAGGAGAUCGGAGGAGGGUCUUAUAUCUUCUCAUUAAUGGCGGUCAUCUGACCAUAUGAGGAGGAGAUCGGAGGAGGGACUCGGAUCUUCUCAUUAAUGGCGGUCAUCUGACCAUAUGAGGAGGAGAUCGGAGGAGGGUCUCAUAUCUUCCUAUUAUCUGAUGGGUGAGGGUUGUCUAUGUGGGGAACGUCUUCUACCUCUGGACCCGACAUUUGCCUUUUUUUCGCACUGCAGAAGAGCUAUUUCUAUUCUUGUGUUCCCUGCUGGAAGCUGAUUGGUUGCUGUGGGGGUAACACAGACACUUUCCUCCUCUGAGGUCUUCCCAGCCCUCAGUUCUGCAUUCUGCCACUGGAGGUCCCCAGGAGAAGGUCUCAGGUAGGUGGGUCUGAGGGAGGGAGAGCAUUUUCAGGACCAUAGAACCUUCACCAGGAACCUCCAUGGAGCUGUGGCGUUUACUGCUCAGAGCUUCCAAGAUUUCCCACACUGGGGUCGGCUGAUGUUUUGGAAGGUGAAGAACCAACUUCAUAGGUAAAAGGAUGGCGGUCAGACAGGCAGCACAAUCUACACAACAGGCUGGUCUUCUAUCCCCAACCAGCUG